CCAAGAGUCCACAGGACUCAAAAGACCUGACGGCAGAUGGACCGAGACAUUCAGAACAGAAACCACAAUGAAGAGGCUUGCUUUGAUCCUCAGUCUGGUCUGUGUGGCCACAGCACAGACUUCAGUGGUGGACCCCAGAGGAGCCCGUCCGGUGGUCCACGGUACUAGAGACGAGAAAUGUGCCACUCAGAAGGAAUGGCCCUUCUGCUCAGACGAUGACUGGAACUCUAAAUGCCCAUCAGGCUGCAGGAUCCAGGGUGUGAUGGAGAAGAACGACCACGAUCUGCUGAAGAAAAUUGAAAAGAUCCGCAGCCUGCUGGACCUGAACAAGGCCAAGCAACGCUCCACCGACCAGGUGUCCAGGCAGACCUACGACUACCUGAGGGAGAAGCUCACCAUAGAUUCCGGAAACGACAACACCUACUACGAUCUGGCCCAGAACCUUCGUCAGAGGAUCACAGACAUGAAGAUCAGGAUUGACAGACAGGUGAAGGUCCUGUCUGCCCUGAAGGAUCGAGUUAAAAACCAGGUCGUCGAGAUGCAGAGGCUGGAGACUGAUAUCGACAUCAAGCUUCGCUCCUGUAAAGGAUCUUGCAGCGUGCACACCGAGUACCAGGUGGACAAGGAGAGCUAUGUGGCUCUGGAUAAGCAGAUCAAUCAGCUGGAGGCUCACUCAGCCCAGAACAUCGAGUCGGUCGGGACGCUGUACGUGAUGAAGAGCAGAAGACUGAAGGAUGCAGUUGUGGACUCAGUCUUUAAAUCUAAAGAUGUAGGGGCUCAGCAGAAAGAGGACUUGUUCCCUCUGGUGAACACAGUUCAGUUGGUCUUGGAGGAGGAAGGCUCCAGCUCCUCUCCAGCAACCAUAUCUAAGGUCCCAGGUACUGCCCACUCCUCGUCUACCCCCCCUCCAUUCUCCCCCUCCUCAGGCUCAUCUAAAUCCAUCACUGAGCUCGGAGGACCAGAUGAUUUUGGCUUUGGAGGUUUUGACCUUGGCCAGCCCAGCAUAAGCCACGCGUCCUCCAAAACCGUUGGCUGCACCAAGACCAUUAAGAGGAAAGUGGUCCAAACAAAAGAUGGACCAGUAGAAACGGUAGAGGAAGGGUUCAGCGGGGGGCCAGAGUGUCAGGGGCUGACCGAGUUUACGAAGGGAGGGUUGAGCUCCUUAUUUCCAACACUUACCCAUGCAUCCUCAUCCUCCUCAAUUCAAACCAAAACCGUCCAGACGGGCAGCACUAAGGGAAGCCUGUUGGGGGACCAUAAAACUGGGUUCAUGAAUCCUUUUGGCACGGGGCUUGACCUCGGAGGGUUCAUGACGGACAACGCAGAAGAUGACGUUCCUGAUUUCCAUGCACGGAGUGUGAAGACCUCAACUGUGGAACGGCAGGAUGAUUAUGUAGGAAAAGGUACCAAAACAUCAGCUCUGGAGUAAAAUCUUCAAAACCUCAAAGGGAAAGACCAGCUAGAUAGACUUCUUUAACAGGAUCUAGCUAGCUUUAUGUACCCAAGACCAGAAGUGAAGGCAGUAUCUUUAUCUUAUUGACCAUUGAGUUUGUAGACAUUCAUAGUCUGUAUCAUAUUUGUUAGAUUAGUUGAGGUAUUUUAGCUCACUACGUUACCAAAGAACGUCAACAGAAAUUAAAGAAAAAAGUAGGCUAAUGACUCUUAUCAGUGGUCCAAACUAAGAUUGGUCUAUUGGAGUAUAAAUAAUAAAUAAUAAUAAUAAUUUUAUUUAAAGAGCGCCUUUCAGGACCUCCAAGGACAC
Messenger RNA from Nematolebias whitei (Rio pearlfish), 1762 nucleotides. RefSeq names its product fibrinogen alpha chain. The coding region runs from base 68 to 1429 and encodes 453 amino acids. The record is from RefSeq and is a predicted model, not a curated record. Gene Ontology annotation, cellular component: fibrinogen complex. NCBI's taxonomy places the organism in Eukaryota, Metazoa, Chordata, Actinopteri, Cyprinodontiformes, Rivulidae. Gene Ontology annotation, molecular function: signaling receptor binding. Gene Ontology annotation, biological process: protein polymerization; blood coagulation; platelet activation. The transcript has 7 exons.